Messenger RNA from Microthlaspi erraticum, 1407 nucleotides. The record is from the annotation of a GenBank genome assembly. NCBI's taxonomy places the organism in Eukaryota, Viridiplantae, Streptophyta, Magnoliopsida, Brassicales, Brassicaceae.
AUGAGCAACGACGAUUCAGGUCUCGGUGAGUCAACUCGUUCGACGGAAGUUGAUGGCGGCGACAGAGGAAAUCACACGCUUUACGAGUCUCGUUUCCAGUCGCAGCGGUUUGACUCGUCCUUCUCCGACUUCGACGCCCAACCGGAGAAAGACGGCGAUUCGUCUCCUCAUACCAACCUAGAGGAUUUCUCGUCGUCACAGAAGGAAUUACCGGAAACUCAAUCUUCGCCGUCUAUAAACGGUUCCGAACCUACGAACGGUCCGAUCUUGCCGCCUCCAUCGGUCAUGGAGAAGGAGGAAGGUUUCCCUCUCAGAGAGUGGCGAAGGCUAAAUGCUCUGAGAUUGGAAGAGAAGGAAAAGGAAGAGAAAGAAAUGGUUAGGCAAAUCAUAGAAACAGCAGAGCAAUACAAGGCAGAUUUUUAUAGCAAGCUUAGCGUUACUAUUGAAAACAACAAGAAGUCCAACCGCGAGAAAGAAAAGUUGUUUUUGGAGAACCAAGAAAAGUUUUACAGAGAAGCUGACAAAAACAGCUGGAAGGCGAUUGCGGAACUCAUUCCUCGUGAAGUACCAGUCAUAGAGAAGAAAGGGAAGAAGAAACAAGUUUCUAUAAAUGUGAUACAGGGACCAAAACCUGGGAAGCCAACUGAUCUGUCUCGUAUGCGUCAAGUGCUCACAAGACUCAAACACAAUCCUCCUCCUCAUAUGAAGCCUAAAUUGCCCACACCAUCUGGAGCUGACCUUGUGACUGAAACUCUUCCUUUCGUUAACCGGCGAACGCCAAUUCUAGGUUUAGCAGGUAACCGAGAUCUUCCAUUCGUCUCGCAUACUCUUUACGUUACCACGAUGAAGACAGCAAAGGGUAAAGAUAAAGUUAAGACCACAAAGGAAGCUUUGAAGCCAGUCGACGACAGAAAGCUGGGAAAGAGGAAGGCACCAGCUGAGAAGCCUACAAAACGAGAGACACGUAAAGAGAAGAAGGCCAAAAAGGACCCAAACAAACCAAAGAGAGCUCCAAGUGCCUUCUUUGUCUUUCUAGAAGAUUUUAGGCAAACUUUCAAGAAAGAAAAUCCAAAUGUGAAAGCUGUCUCUGCUGUUGGGAAAGCUGGAGGACAGAAAUGGAAGUCAAUGUCUCAAGCUGAAAAAGCUCCAUAUGAAGAGAAGGCAGCAAAGAGGAAAGCCGAAUAUGAAAAGCAGAUGGAUGCAUACAACAAAAACUUGGAGGAAGGGAGUGAUGAAUCUGAAAAGUCUAGAUCUGAGGUGAACGAUGAAGAUGAAGCUAGCGAGGAGGAAGAACAGCUAGAGAAGGGAAAGGCAGCUGAUGAAAAAGAAAGAGAUGAAGAUGAAGAUGAAGAUGACGAGGAAGAUGCUGAUGAUGAUGCUGAUGAUGACGAGGAAGAAGAAGACUGA